GUGGGAGAAAUGAUUCAAUCCGAGUGGAAAGAUUAUGCAGCACUCUCGUGUCAAGCUGUCAAUGUGCUGCUUAUUUUAUUAUUGGGUUUAAAAUUCGGAACUAAAUUAUCGGUCAAAUUGGUCCUGAUAGGAAUGAUGGUUUUUCUGUGGUCAGCAGAAAUCAUUCUGAUGUGUUGUGACUUCCAAAAGUCAUGUUAUAUUUUAAUUGGCUUCGUUAUUCUCGAAGACUUCUUGACUAUUAUCUUCUGCUCCUUGACUAAAAGAUUCAAGAAAGGAGUAACAAUUGCACUAUUGUGCAUUACAGUGGCUUGUUUCGUGGUUGCUUUAUGUAUGAUUUAUAUAGAAGAGCUGGGU
Molecule: messenger RNA, 354 nt
Organism: Trichobilharzia regenti
Lineage: Eukaryota; Metazoa; Platyhelminthes; Trematoda; Strigeidida; Schistosomatidae
Source: the annotation of a GenBank genome assembly